Stegodyphus dumicola is the source of this 1120-nucleotide messenger RNA. RefSeq lists its product as uncharacterized. Gene Ontology annotation, molecular function: protein binding. The record is from RefSeq and is a predicted model, not a curated record. NCBI's taxonomy places the organism in Eukaryota, Metazoa, Arthropoda, Arachnida, Araneae, Eresidae.
UUCGAAAAAGGGCGGCAGAUUCCAAAUCCCCCCCUUUUCUUCGACGUCCAUGCCGGCUGUGGCGGGGGUUCAUCCAGCAAACGUCGGUAAAGAAGGCGGUUCGUACGACCGUACGUCGAGAGAAGGGGAACAAAAUAACUGAAAGAAAAAAAAAUGUAAAAUAAAAUAAUAAUAACUGCGGGAUCAUCCGACAGGUGGCGGAGUUCGGAAAACUUUUACCUUCCCUCAGCCGGCCUGCUUGUUUCUGCUUUCCACUCACUCCAACGAGGUUUAUUCCGAAGCAAGUCGUCUCCCCGAGCACUGCAGUUCCAUCUCAUCUCAACCCCGAAAACCCGUGGAGGUGUGUAUUAGCGUGCCUCGGAUGGCUUUCUAUUGAGGGUGCUUUCGCAAUUUUCGGGAUUCAAAGGAUGCUCUGGUCUCGUUAUAGCAGAGUAUGAAGAAAGGAUAUUUUGAAAUCGGAUUGUUUCUGCUGUUGCUUCACUUCGGUUGGAAUCUAAAGUUCGUUAUGACAAAGCGUUCUCAUCAUCACCGACCGCAAAAUUUGAGCGAUUGUUCCAGUUGCCCACCAGGUUACGGUGUCGAACGUCACUGCAACCGCCACCACGACACAGAAUGCACAGCCUGUGCUUCAGACCAUUACUCAAGUCAUCAUUCAUCCCACAGACCUUGUUAUCCCUGUUCGAGGUGUGGUGUAGGCCUUUACGUGGCUCAUCCCUGCACGGCCUCUAAAGACACUGUCUGCGAUUCCUGCCAUACAUACAAAGGCCCACACAACGAAAAUUUCUACGAGAGGUGUGUCAAACCUUUGUUGGAUCAAGGAAGAAAUAGCUCAGGCGGAAUUCAUAAUCCAACCAGUCUUACCAAAGAGAGUCAGUCUGUCAUUGCCGUGGAUAUUCCACAAAGCAUCUCAUCAUCAGUUGUCAUUGCUUCCGGAGUAAUAAUCGGAUCAUUGGCUGUCAUUCUAAUAGCUACCUGUUUCGUGGUGCACAAACGCCGCUACUGCAAAAGGACGGAUCAUCGGUACUUGUAUGAAGCUGUUGCCACUCAAGAAGCUGUGAUGUUAUAAUAUUUACUUACAUCAGAUUGCAUUUAUUCGACGCACAACUUCCUAGUGCUGCCA